AUGAACACAAACAACCAUAACAAUGAUAUUAACGAUGUAGAUAUUUCUACAUUAACCUUGGCCCAAAAAUUAUCCCAUAAAUUAUGGAAAGCAAGGUUAAACGGUUAUGAGGAGUUAGCCAAUGAAUUUCUAAAUCAACAAAAAAAAAUAAAUAACAACAAUAAUAAUAAUAAUAAUAAUAAUAAUAUUCAGUUAUUAAACGAAUAUAUUCAUAAUUUCAAUACAGACCAAUGCUAUGAUUUUACUAAUUUUUUAAAUGAAGCAAACGUUGUUGCCUUGGAUAAAGCUACCCAAUCGCUUCUGGAGUAUCUCAAUCUUAUAGAUUGUCUAAUCGUUAAUCCAUUCAGUCAUAUCUCCUUGUCAGCUUAUCAAUCCUCCCCUUCAUAUGUUAAAAAAUUGGAUACAAUGAAAAGUCAAGUUUUAGAACCUUUAAUUAUAAAAGGCGUCGUUUCCACCAGGCACACAACUAGGGAAAAUUCAAUGAAAUGUAUUUUAAAAUUUGUACAAUUCGAUGGUAAUACGACUUCUACAGUUGACUUCAUAACAAAUAAUUUUUUAGCAGACACAUCAAUAGUUAAAAAACCCAAAAUUUUACAAGGUUAUUGUAGUUGUUUAUACGAGAUUUUGGAAACAUUUCGUGAUCUACCAUCAAAUAACAUUUCAUUUAUUAACUUAAUGCAGAUAUUACCCAAAUUAUCUAACAAUGCUGAUAAAAAAGUCCGAGAUCUAAUUUUUCAGAUUAUUGUUGUAAUAUAUCAAUGUUUGACUCAAAAGGAUAUUUUGUAUGAGACGGUGAUUAACAAUUUAAAACCCAUUCAACAGAAAAUUUUAAAACAAAUGUUCACUAAAGCCGAGGAUACCACAAAUGUUGUUACUCAAAAAAGAUAUGAGUGGCAGCUUAUUAAAGAAAGGGAAGAAAUAGAAGAAAGAGAAAAACAACAAUUAAUGUUGCAACAAAAAAAUAAGAAUGAUAACGUGGAUGAAGAUGGUGAUACUAUGAUGAUGAUACAUAGCAAUAUUGAUAAUAAGAUUGAUAGUAGUAGUAAUAAUAACGCUCAAUUAGAUCCUUUUGAAAUCUAUACAUCAACAAAACUAUGCCAACUUUUCAACUUUGAAGAUUUUGACACACGAAUAAAUAGCUCUAAAUGGAAAGAUAGGGUGGAAGCGCUAACUGAGCUAGACAACUUUUUCGUUAAGAACAAUAUUAAAAAAUUAGAUUCCUCCAAUGAAGAUUAUUCUGUAUUAUUCAAUUCUUUGAUUCAUCUAAUAAGCAAGGAUGCUAAUUUACAAGUAAUCCAACUAGCCGCAGAUAUUUUCACCAAAAUGGUUGAUUGUUUACGCUCCCAAGGGUUCUCUCAAUAUUAUAAUAAUAAUAACGUUAAUUAUUUAGUCCCACUAAUUGAAAGAUUAAAGGAAAAAAAGCCUUCUGUGAAUAAAAGUUUGGUAGAAUGCAUUCUAAUAAUUAUAAAAUAUGGUGGCCGUAACAGUAAGGAUCGAGGAUUGAAAAUGGUUAUUGAUGACAUCAUUAUGUUUCUUUCCCCAAAGAAGCUGUUACAGGUUAGAUUAGAAACCACCAAAUUGUUUACUCGAUUGAUGAAUUUAUAUCCAUCAGAUUAUAAAGUAAUCAAGAAUAAAUUGAAUGAUUUAAUGCCUUUGUUAAUAAAGAUAUGUAAUGAGUCACAAGGCCCUAUUAGAAACGCAGGUUUUCAAUGUAUUGCUACAGUAAUGAGAUUGUUUCAAUAUAAUACAGGAGAAACUACAAUAGAAGAUGAAUUGGAUGAAUUUAUAACCAAAUUAGAUAAGUUGAAAUAUAAAAAAAUUAAAGAAUUUUAUGAUGGCAUGGAAGAUUUCGGAAAUACUAUUGCCGGUGCGGAGGAUGUUAAUAAUAAUAAUAAUAAUAAUAAUAGUAUCCGUAACAUUAAAAAUAAUAAAAUAAGAUCGGUUUUACCCUUAAAAAGAAACGCUUCUCCUGUGAAAAAUGAUUUAAUCGUCGAAAAUAGUGGUAAUGCUGACACUAGUAAUGGUACUAAUAUUCAUUCAGUAGAUGAAACCAAAAAACCAUUGUUAUUAAGUGAUAUUAAUAAUAAUAGUGAUAAAGGUAUUGAUAACUCUAGCACCAAGAUUACUGAUUCUGAACAUAUAUUUGGUUCAAUAAAGAAAAGACAAGCCACUCAAUCAUCUCUAGCACCCUCAACUGCACAAAAUACCUGGAAGUUGGAAAAAUCAAAGUAUCAAAGGAAAAUUGAUGCUUUGGAAUUAGAGAAUAAAAACUUGAAAGAUCAAUUGGAACAGAAAAUUGAAAAAUGUGACCAAGUAACUAAAGAUUAUAAAUCACAGACAAAUAGAAUCAAAACCUUGGAAAACCAGUUGACUGAAUCCACUUUGAAGAUCACAGAUUUGGAGAAUCAAAUCAUUUUGUUAAAUAGCAAAAAUAACACCAACGAUAAACAAAACGGAAGGAGUUCAAGAGCUUCUAGUUUUUCCAGUGAAGAUUUAAAUAGCAAAGUCAACCUACUAAAAAUAAAUAACAAUAGUCAUGUGUUUAGUAAUAGUGAUAGUAGCAACAAUAGGAGUAGUAGUGCGUUUAGUAAUAUUACAAGCAAACAUAAUAAUGCCAGCAUUAACGAGUUGGGUAGUUCACCGGUACAUGUUGACAUUAAAAGUAUUGGUAGUAGGACAAGUCUCAGCAAUGGGAGAAGUAUGUCUAAUAACACAAAUACUAAUAAUUCUUUAGGUUUAAAUUCAGUAACUUCUCUAAAUUCAUUUGUUACGGACGAAUCAUGGAAAAGAGCUGCUGAAGUUACUGAACAAUUAAAAGCUAGAAUCGAAAGAAUGAAAGCUAAAUCAAGAUCGAUCAGUAAUAACUAA
Messenger RNA from Saccharomycodes ludwigii, 2868 nucleotides. RefSeq names its product Stu2p (gene STU2). NCBI's taxonomy places the organism in Eukaryota, Fungi, Ascomycota, Saccharomycetes, Saccharomycodales, Saccharomycodaceae. Gene Ontology annotation, biological process: microtubule polymerization; establishment or maintenance of microtubule cytoskeleton polarity; mitotic spindle organization. The record is from RefSeq and is a predicted model, not a curated record. The transcript has a single exon. Gene Ontology annotation, molecular function: microtubule plus end polymerase activity; microtubule plus-end binding. Gene Ontology annotation, cellular component: microtubule plus-end; kinetochore; spindle pole body. Bases 1 to 2868 code for a protein of 955 amino acids.